AAAUAAGAUUCUGGCACAUUCCAAAGUCUAUAAUGAGAUUAGAAAAUAUGUAGGCACUGUCAGCGGGCAUAAUUAAGGUGAUGAUGGUAGGUUUAUCCCAUGGCGGAGGACCCCUCACUUGUUCCGCUGCCCCUCCAAGAUCAGAAAAAAAUCAUGGGAAAAAAAAAAACUUCAAAACGCAACCGAAUCGUGGAUCUUGCUCCAGCAACAUUGACAACCUCGAGGGAACUCCUAAUCCCAGCACCAUACUACCACUCUUGACCCAUUCACCCCUCUACUCACUUCUAUAACUUUUAUCAAUUAAACCACCGAAAUCAACCACCAUGUCGGCCGCCAACAUCCCUCCUCCCGCCGCCGAUCAGGACUACAAGGCGACUCUGCUGCCUCUUCUCAUGUCCAACAGUGUCCUGUCUUUUGGCUCCUAUAUCCUGAAAUCCGGCCGUGAAUCGCCUUACUUCUUCACCUCAUCCCUCCUUCAUACCGCUCCCUUGCUCCGCGCCACCUCCGCCGCCUAUGCCAGCGUCUUGUCCGCCCCGCCUUUUGUCACCACCGCGGCCGACGGCACCACCACCCCCAACUUUGACAUCAUCUUUGGCCCGGCCUACAAGGGAAUUCCCAUCUGCGCUGCCGUCACCAAUGAGCUUGCCGUGCGCGACUCCCUCUCUGGCAAGGGUACCUGGGACAACGUCAGCUACUCGUUCAACCGCAAGGAGGCCAAGGCACACGGCGAGGGCGGAAACAUUGUUGGUGCCUCGCUGAAGGGCAAGCGUGUCGUGAUCGUGGAUGAUGUCAUUACCGCGGGAACCGCCCUGCGUGAGGCCGUCGGCAUCAUUGAGAAGGAGGGCGGCAUCGUCUCCGGAGUGGUCGUCCUGCUCGACCGUGAAGAGCGAGUCAGCGACGCCGAGUCCAAGAGCGCCAUCGGUGUUGCACAGAGAGACCUCGGAGAGAACAUCCCCAUUCGGGCCGUCAUUGGCCUCCACGACUUGAUUGAGACGUUGGGCCCUAAGAUCGGAGAGGGCGAGGUCCAACGGUUGAAGGACUACCGGGCCCGCUACGGAGCUGAAUAGAUUCGGAAGUACUCGGUACUUUUGAGUAUAUAGCACAAAAUGACUGAUGGAAAUGAUACCAAAUGAUUCUCAAUGUUUUGCAUUCUUGUUCUUCUGACAUGCUUGCUUCUUAGAUGAACACCCGAAGUGCCAUGUUGUGCAUACAGCAGCUCUUGAUAGAUUGCUAGCAUCUUAUACAUCUUAUACAGUAAUCUGUUAGUUCUAUAUCAUGUGGCUAACGAUCUGGACGGGCACUAGGAGGGUUUAAUAUGACAAGCUGUUGUCGAUAUAUAUUCCCUGUCCGCAUACUUAUAUCCGCACUUUCGUGUGAUGUUCUGCAUCUAUUCAUGUAAUACUUUCUGCUUCUUCGCUAUCCAACAGCUACUCUAGUUUCAUUUCUGCUUUUAAUCUAGACUAUUUGUGAAGAA
This is a messenger RNA of Aspergillus wentii DTO 134E9, 1474 nucleotides long. Its product is annotated as orotate phosphoribosyltransferase. The coding region runs from base 324 to 1067 and encodes 247 amino acids. Gene Ontology annotation, molecular function: orotate phosphoribosyltransferase activity. Gene Ontology annotation, biological process: 'de novo' pyrimidine nucleobase biosynthetic process; pyrimidine nucleotide biosynthetic process; pyrimidine ribonucleoside biosynthetic process. The record is from RefSeq and is a predicted model, not a curated record. The transcript has a single exon. NCBI's taxonomy places the organism in Eukaryota, Fungi, Ascomycota, Eurotiomycetes, Eurotiales, Aspergillaceae. Gene Ontology annotation, cellular component: cytoplasm.